UGGCGCUCACGCGGCGUCCCAGCGGUUCUGGAUCCAGGCCUUUUUGUCUAUUCCCACUUCUGCAAUCCCGCAAUCCCAGGCCUUGGGACCUCAUCGCUCCUCUCCUGGAGAGUUUCAUGGCCGACAAGAAACUGGUGGUGGUUUUUGGAGCCACAGGUGCUCAAGGGGGCUCUGUAGCCCGCACACUCCUGGAAGAUGGGACAUUCAAGGUUCGAGUAGUGACCCGAAACCCUGGGCAGAGGGCAGCAAAGGAGCUGAAGCAGCAAGGUGCAGAAGUAGUACAGGGAGACCAGAGUGAUGAGGCCAGCAUGGAGCUCGCUAUGACCGGAGCUCAUGCCACCUUCAUUGUGACCAACUAUUGGGAAAACUGCAGUCAAGAACUGGAGGUCAAUCAGGGAAAGCUGCUGGCAGAUCUGGCCAAGCGCCUGGGCCUCCACUAUGUGAUCUACAGCGGCCUGGAGAACAUUAAGAAGCUGACAGCUGGGAGGCUGGCUGCAGGCCACUUUGAUGGCAAAGGGGAAGUGGAGGAAUACUUCCGAGAUAUUGGCGUUCCCAUGACCAGUGUGCGGCUGCCCUGCUAUUUUGAGAAUCUCCUUUCCUAUUUUCUGCCCCAGCAAGCCCCAGAUGGAAAGAGCUACUUGUUGGAUCUACCCAUGGGUGACAUUCCCAUGGAUGGCAUGGCUGUGAGCGACCUGGGUCCCGUGGUACUUAGCCUGCUGAAGAAACCAGAAGAGUACGUGGGGCAGAACAUUGGGCUUAGCACCUGCAGGCAUACCGCUGAGGAGUAUGCCACACUGCUCACCAGGCACAUCGGCAAGACUGUACAUCAUUCAAAGAUAACUCCUGAGGACUAUGAGAAGCUUGGCUUCCCUGGGGCCCGUGACCUAGCCAACAUGUUCCGUUUCUAUGCCCUGAAACCUGACCGCAACAUUGAGCUGACCCUGCAACUCAACCCCAAGGCCCGGACUCUAGACCAGUGGCUGGAGCAGCACAAAGGGGACUUUGCCCGACUGUGACUUUACUAUCUUGAAGCCCCUUGAGCUGGGGGGAGGGAGGCUCAGAGGCACAAUCAUCUGUCCUGUGUACAUUUUUUUUUUAAAACAAAGCUAUUGUUCUUACAGAUGGCUUCCAAAAAGAAAAGGGCUCUGUCUCUGGGACAUGGGUGGGAGUGGCAGCUGUUGAGCACCAACAGCAUGAAAAAUCAAUCCAGCAGGAGACAUGAAAUGGCUGGGGUAGGAAGCCCAGCAACUCUCUCUUUCCUGUAAUAAAGAGAGAGUGUAGAAACUGGCUAGCUGGAAAGGAAUAUGGGUAACUGUAGAGAGUUAAUGUUUAGGUGUGGAGUAUUCCACCCUGGCCAAGAGGAACACUUCUGCCUAGCUCCCACCAUCCCCAGUACACAGAUGCUAGAUGUGCACUAGGCACAGAGAGGAGCCUCAGCAACAACACCCCGUAUGCACCCCCCUGCAUCUCCAGAGCCAGUGGCCAUCUGUACAUUCAUUUUGAAUGGUGACAGACUUGGGAGGGAAAGAAAAAUUUAGAAGUUCCCUCUUCUCUUUUUCUGUAUCUGGUAUAGCCCGAGCUGUAGGGAACUUUCAGAACAGAAUGGGGAGAAAAAAUGGCAAAGUUGUGGAUUACAGGGUAAUGGAAAUAAUGGUGCUGCCUGCAGCAAAGAUCACUGUGGUGAACCAACUCCAACUUGGCUCCCUUUGGGGUUGUUUUUUAAAGUGCAGACUACUUUAUUAGCACUUCUUUUCCAGGCCACUGGUUAAAGCUGUUGGAAAUUUAAAGGCAUGCUGUCAGAUCAUGCAGUCGUUGAGCCCCAUUUUUAAUGACCCUGACAGAUAAUUUUUUUUCAGGUUGAAGCUAAGCAAGAUAAUUCUCCUAAGUAUGAAUUAGGAGAUGUUCAGUGCUUACAUGAUAGUGUUGGCAACUUGGCUCCCUUUGAAGAACACAAGUUACCUGCUGAGAUUCCAGAAUUUUAACCUGUGUAGUAACUACCAAACUCUACCCUGCCCUCUGACCUGAAGUAUAAACGGGGCAGCAUCCUCAUAAAAUUCAUUCCACUCCUAGAAAACAGGCAUUUCCUUGACAACUUAGGUGUGUCAGGCUCUAAAUACAACCUUAACAAGAAACAAUUAUACCCUCUGCCUUGAAUUUAUGCAAUGAGUAAGUAACAUAGAAACACAGUUGACACCAGAGCUCCAAAGGACAGAGACAGCUGGUCCUCCACUGGCUGCCCACCAUGGCCCUAUCUCAUAUGACAGCAGAAAGUAGAAACAACCUACAUGUCCAUCAGUAGCCAUACAAUGGAUUAUUUUUAUUAUACUGUGGAAUGACAUUCUGAUGCAUUCUACAACAUGGAUAAACCUGAAGAACAUUGAUUGAAAGAAGUCAGAUUUGAAGGCUCAUGAGUAUAGGUAAUGUCCAGAACAAGCUAGCCCACACACAGAAAAUAGAUGAGGAGCUGCCAGAGACUAGGGGCACCAGAGAGCCAAGAAUGAGUGAAUGCUAACACAUACAAGGCUUCUUUGU
Molecule: messenger RNA, 2532 nt
Organism: Perognathus longimembris pacificus (Pacific pocket mouse)
Lineage: Eukaryota; Metazoa; Chordata; Mammalia; Rodentia; Heteromyidae
Gene: Nmral1
Product: NmrA like redox sensor 1
Exons: 5
Coding region: 117-1016 (299 amino acids)
Source: RefSeq, a predicted model, not a curated record